Messenger RNA from Aureobasidium subglaciale EXF-2481, 2107 nucleotides. RefSeq lists its product as uncharacterized. The transcript has 4 exons. Gene Ontology annotation, biological process: pyruvate decarboxylation to acetyl-CoA. Lineage: Eukaryota; Fungi; Ascomycota; Dothideomycetes; Dothideales; Saccotheciaceae. The record is from RefSeq and is a predicted model, not a curated record. Gene Ontology annotation, molecular function: pyruvate dehydrogenase (acetyl-transferring) activity. Gene Ontology annotation, cellular component: intracellular membrane-bounded organelle. Bases 496 to 1752 code for a protein of 418 amino acids.
GAGGCACUAUACUUUCUCGAAUUGCAGCGGUGUCAUCGAGAUGCUUCAUUCUACUGAAUUUGUCUGUACGCAACAUGACUGUGCCUUUUUGUAGCUCGUCGUUGCUCUAAUUUAUUCAUUGUGAAGAAGGAGGGGGGUGACAGUAUUCUACACAUGGGGAGGCCAGAAAGCACUCUGCAGUAGCAUGGGACUGGAGAAAGACGACUUUCACUUACCAGGUCCUCUCACUGGAUGGUGUUUGGUUCACAAUCUUGUAAGCAUAAGUAAUGCUCAGUAGACAUGGAGGGCCAGAAUAAAGAAGGCGUAAAUGGCGGUGUCGGAUGAAAGAAAUGCACCCCGUUCUCUAGCAAAGGUUCGGCGCGACAAGAAAUCGGGAAAUCGGAGUCCGUAGAAACUUCGUGGAUUGUUGCAGCUCGAAGUCCCAACAGACGACUUGACCAGAAGUUGUCCGCCCAUCCCCCUCUCGACCCUUUCCCUUCUCACAACCCUCCAGUCAUGCUGUCCAGAUUUGCGCCGAGGUCUUUCACCUCGUCGGUCAGACGUGCUGCCUUCCAGCCCAUUCGUGUCGCUCCUCAAGUGCUGAGAACCGUCACCACCGACGCCGCCAGCGCCCACGCCGACAAGGAGGAUGUCCCCAGCGAGGACGACAAGGCCUUCGAGGUCAAGCUCUCCGACGAGAGCUUCGAGACGUACGAGCUCGACCCUCCCUCGUUCACCCUCAAGACCACCAAGAAGGAGCUGAAGCAGAUGUACUACGACAUGGUCGCCAUGCGCCGCAUGGAGAUGGCCGCCGACAGACUCUAUAAGGAGAAGAAGAUUCGUGGUUUCUGCCAUCUGUCCACCGGUCAGGAGGCCGUCGCCGUCGGUAUCGAGCACGGUAUCACAAAGGAGGACUCUGUCAUCACCGCCUACCGUUGCCACGGUUUCGCCAUGAUGCGUGGUGCUUCGGUCAAGUCCAUCAUUGGUGAGCUGCUCGGCAGAAGAGAGGGUAUCGCCUACGGAAAGGGUGGUUCCAUGCACAUGUUCACCAAGGGCUUCUACGGCGGUAACGGUAUCGUCGGUGCUCAGGUUCCCGUCGGUGCCGGUCUUGCCUUUGCCGACCAGUACCAGAACAAGAAGAACGUCUCCAUCUCCCUCUACGGUGAUGGCGCUUCCAACCAGGGUCAGGUCUUUGAGGCUUACAACAUGGCCAAGCUGUGGAACCUUCCCGUCAUCUUUGCUUGUGAGAACAACAAGUACGGUAUGGGUACUGCUGCCAACCGCUCGUCUGCCAUCACCGAGUACUACAAGCGUGGUCAGUACAUCCCUGGUCUCAAGAUCAACGGCAUGGACGUCCUUGCCUGCAAGCAAGCCGUUGCUUUCGGUAAGCAGUGGGCCGCUGAGGGCAACGGUCCCCUCGUCUACGAGUUCGUCACCUACAGAUACGGAGGUCACUCCAUGUCCGACCCCGGUACCACCUACAGAACCCGCGAGGAGAUUCAGCGCAUGCGCAGCACCCAGGACCCCAUCGCCGGCCUCAAGCAAAAGAUCCUCGACUGGGAGGUCGCCACCGAGUCGGAGCUCAAGUCCAUCGACAAGCAAGCACGCGAGAGCGUCGACGCCGAAGUCAAGGAGGCCGAGGCCAUGCCCCCACCGGACGCCACCCCCAAGAUUCUGUUCGAGGACAUUUACGUCCGUGGCUCCGAGCCCGAGUUCCUUCGUGGCCGUAUCCCCGAGGAGAACUUCUACUACGAGCAGGAGAAGAGCUCAUAGAGAGUUUUCUCUGUUGGCUUAGACGGAAGGGAAGCAGGCUUGUAAUAUAAAGGAGUUUUGCUGGGUGAAGGAGGCCAAGAGAAGUGUUACGCGAGACGAGCAUGUGGAUUGGGCUUGGAAUAGAGCCCUGUCAUUCAUUUCUGUCUUUGUGAUAUACACUCUCUCGAUGCAUUGCAUUAUUUUUUUUCCAUUCAAAUCGCCAUCUCAAAUACCAUGAAUCAUUUUUUCUUGUUCACAAACAAUACCUUGCAUAGCCUAGCGACCUCACCUACACUAUUAUGGUCAAUCUCAGACCUGAAAAGGUAUACUCUUCCCGAAGUAAUUAUGAGUGAUCAAUGUAGAAGAUAUGCCAAAU